Messenger RNA from Exserohilum turcica Et28A, 1191 nucleotides. RefSeq lists its product as uncharacterized. Bases 1 to 1191 code for a protein of 396 amino acids. The transcript has 3 exons. NCBI's taxonomy places the organism in Eukaryota, Fungi, Ascomycota, Dothideomycetes, Pleosporales, Pleosporaceae. The record is from RefSeq and is a predicted model, not a curated record.
AUGAGGCUUACACGGACUGCAAGGCUGGUAGUUGUUGCUGGCCAACUCGUUCUCCCCUUUACUCUUGCACAGGACUAUGUAAGUGUGCUGGAGUCAGUGACCUCAGAAGCAUAUGGACCCUCACCGACGCCGAGCACCAUUGGAGCAUUGUCCUCGGUAUCUACUAUAUCAAGCGCACCAUCGCCAUCACAGACAUCGUCGUCAAACGAACCAAAGGUCCAUAUUAUAAAAGCUGGUGCAGGAGGCUUCAAGUUCACGCCUCAAGAGAUCCAGAAUGUAUCGGUGGGCGAUAUCGUGAGCUGGGAGUUUUAUCCGCGUGAUCAUUCGGUCGCGAGAGCAGAGUUCGGAUCAGCAUGCGUGCCAUACGAGUACACGGGGAAAGACAAAAUUACCCACUUCAACAUAACCAUCAACUCGACCGAGCCCAUCUUCUUCUACUGCGCGGCGCCGGAUUCGUGCCGCCGCGAGCACAUGGUUGGAGCCAUCAACCCGAACUCUACGCAGACGCUCGCCUCGCAAGUGCACUCCGCCGCUAUGGCCGACUUUCAGGUAGCUCCUGGUGAACCAAUCCCGGCAGAGGCUUCGUCGACCCUUUCUGCUGCACCCACAUCGACGGGAACACCUCCAGCAAACAGUGGUGGAAAGGGCAAUAGUCACGUGCUUUCUGCAGGCGCCAUAGCGGGUAUCGUUGUCGGUGGUGUCGCCUUCCUGGUCAUCUGCGCUGCUCUUUUCUUCUUUGUCGGACGCUCCAAGUCGCUCAAGGAAACGCUCAAACGACGAGAUGCUACAAACACCAUGCCGUCGCAUAUGAGUCAGCCAUACGGGGGCGGGGCGAACUACGGCGACGGAGGACUCGCGUCACCUGGGUUCCAACCAUCUCGUCCUGGAUAUGCCACGCCGCCGCCGCCUGGCCAUCACGCGGACUACGGAUUCGGCUCGCCUCCUCAGUAUGGCCAGCACGCUGUUGGAGAAGCACACCCGAGUGGAUGGAGCAGCCCAUCGCCGCAACCCGGACACCUGAGCAUGAUGAGCAACACGAGUGGCAUGAGCCAGCAACAGAUUGAUCAAUUGAAGUACGCGCACAUGAAUGCACAGCCGACUGUGGCAGAGCUUCAUAGUCCGCCACUAGGACAUCAGUCUUUCUCGGCCGAACUUGAGGCGCCUAAUAACGACAAGGGGGCGACGAGAUAG